Cynoglossus semilaevis (tongue sole) is the source of this 2189-nucleotide messenger RNA. Its product is annotated as post-GPI attachment to proteins factor 2-like. Gene Ontology annotation, cellular component: Golgi membrane; endoplasmic reticulum membrane. Gene Ontology annotation, biological process: GPI anchor biosynthetic process. The record is from RefSeq and is a predicted model, not a curated record. Lineage: Eukaryota; Metazoa; Chordata; Actinopteri; Pleuronectiformes; Cynoglossidae. The coding region runs from base 441 to 1205 and encodes 254 amino acids. The transcript is spliced from 6 exons.
CAGUUUGUGUGAAAUUGUCAAUUAAAUGAGGGGCUUGGGUUAUUCACGUUUGGCUAGGCUACAGCGGGGAGAUAACGGUGCGUCACAUCAGACGCGGAUUAAUGAGCGUGUGACUGCAUUUACGCACGCACGCAAUAUUCGCAGCGUUGAACGUUCUCUUCCGGUGCCGCUGCUGUGUGAUAUACAGAGACUGCAAUUGUCUCCAUCUGAAUGCCCUUUUGUAACGGGCCACGGCUGUAAAUAUUUCUCUCUAAAACAAAUCACUCAUGUCGCAGUUACUUAAAAUCUCAUGUGUGGAGACGACAAUUCCUCCAUCCUUUUUGAAUAACCAGGUCUAUUCUGCAGCCUGAUAUCAGGAACAUAAACUGUCGCUCCAUCUACAUUAGCACAGAUUUGUAAACGGUAUUUUUUUUAAAUACAACAACGCCCUGUGGACCAAGAUGCUGCAAGGGUCAGACACCUUUGUCUACGAGAGACCCCUGGUGGUCAGGGUAUCAUUUUCAACCUGUGUCCUGGCCACUGUGUUUUUACCGCUGCUCGGUCUAAUAUUAUGUGUUUUUAUAUCGUCUGUCUUUCAUUUUGAAGACUCCACAGGGACACAUUGCCAGGUUUCUAACUACCUUCCAUCUAUCAGUGCCUCAAUCAGCCUUAGUCCAGAAUGCUAUAUAUGGCGCUUCUGCAUUGGACUGCACUCAGCACCAAGGUUACUGGUGACAUUUACCUACUUCAAAUUCUACAAAAUGCGUUUUGCCUCCAAAUACCCCGAGGGUCCCCUCAGCUGUUUGAACCUGGCAUUUUCUCUUCUGGAAGUCCUCGGCCUGUUGCUGCUCACAUAUGUAUCUUCUAGUGAGACGUUCUUUGUUCAUAAGGAAGGUUUCGUGAUGUUCAUCAUCAGUUCCCUUGUCUACAUGCUGAUAACCUGCCGACUGUGGAAGGCUAUAAGAAAAUAUUCACUGAGUCCUGAGGAUGCUAAAUCUCAUCACUGGAAGGUGAGAUUUCUACUACUCUACGUGUCAUUCUGUGCUUUCGCUGGAUUCUUUUACUGGAAACACAACAUGUACUGUGAAUCUGGGACUUACACCUUAUUUGCCCUGUUUGAGUAUCUCAUCGUUUUCUCCAACAUGGCCUUUCAUCUCACAGCUGUUUGGGAUUUUAAAAGUCGCGAAGUCAUGGUCAUCUCCUCCUCUGAAGAUAAAACCUUCUGACUAGAGACUCAAGGACGCAGUGCUAAACAUAUCACUGCUUAACCAACUGAUGAUAGCAGCCUUGAUCCCACUCAAGAGGAGGAGUUUGACAAAGGCCUUUUCCAUAUAUAUCUAUGAUGACAGCACCUGGAGUCUUGUGCGGAGCAAAAUGACAUUUUGCACAUAUUCAACAGAUCAGUAUGUAUAGGUAUUCAGUGUUUAUAAAGUGUUUUUUUGCAAAUUUUUGUUUUUAUAAAUACAGGUGUUAACCAACUAUGUGUCAGAAUAUAGUGAUGAUUUCUUUACCAUUAGUUUUAAAAAAAGACAGUAAAAAAUGUAUUUGUGUGUUUUAUUUACAUCAGUCUGAUUUCCAUGAGGUAUUUCAAUGAGCAUUUAAUCCAAUUUUAAUAAUAUAAUUUCAUAUAAAUAUAUGAAUGUUUGAUCUAUUAUUUCUCAAUUCCAAACUCGUAUAAUUAUAAUAUAAUAUAAUUCAACCGUGUUGAAAUAUAGCCACAGAUUUUACAGUGUGAUUACCUAUACUAUCCAGUAGAUAGCAGACUUGAGCAAUUUGUGAAACGUUACGAGAUGGCGUUUGCUGACGUUAACUAGACUGCAGAAGAAGAAACUGCAGAAGUAAUUGCGUAUAAAUAUGUAAAUAUAUAUGUAUAUAAUUAAUAAUAAAAACACGUUCGGCAAUAUUAUUCAAUUGUUAAAAAACACACAGCAAAUAGCUCAAAGUCACAGCAACAUUGUCAAGGAGUGAGAAGGUGAAGCAAGAGAGCUAAAGAGGUUAGAAGAAGAGUUAGAUGCCAAGCCGUCAAUAAGCAGUUACAUAAAGCUAGCAAUGAAAGGUCCAAAUUGGAAUUUUAUUUGUUUAGAUUUUUCGUCUCAAGUCAAACGCAAUUUUCUUUCUGACCACGUAACGGCACGUCUUUGGUGGUUUUUAUUUAAAUGUGCAGUAUAUGAUUUAUCUCAUAUUUCUCAAUGAAGUUGUUAAUGUUAAAC